CAUUCCGUAGCGCCCCCCAAGCCAAGUCGACGGCACAAGUGGAUAUAUACAUAAUUGUUGUAUUUUUUUUUGCGCGGCAAAAAGAAAAACAAAAUCAAAGUAUAUUUCUGUUUGUUUUUGAUUCCUUGCAAGCCGGCAAUUUGCGCGCACAAAUUGAUUACAAAUGGUGAAGCUUGGCAAAAAGAAAUUGGCGGAGCUCAGCGAGCUGAGCAAAAAGCAAAAAAUCGCCGGAUCUGCGGAUAGUGAUGAGAGUACUGCGAAGAAUGGAGAUGGCGAUAAGAAGAACGAAGUUGUUAAUAAUAAGGACACAGUAUCAGCGUCGUCGUCAGCGGAUGAUACAAAAAAUGAAACAGUGUCGAAGAAGCGAAAAGCGACUGCACAAUCAUCAAAAGCGAAUGAAAAGGAUGGAAGCGAGACGGAUGAAAGCGACGAUUUGCCAUUGAAUGGCAGCGGCAGCAAAAGUUCCAACUCCAAUUCCGCCAAUGGACCGCCGCGUAAAAAGCUAAAGAAAACACCGCCCAAAGCAAAGUCAGGAGCGACGUUGACUGCGACUGCAAAGAGUGAAAAUAACAACAAAAAGGCUGCGGCCAAAACGAAGGAUACACAGGAAGAUGAAGAGGAUGAUAUCGUAGAGAAUGAAGAUGACAAUGAGGAAACAGAAUUCGAGGUGGAAGCAAUCGUAGGCCACAAGUCAAAGCGGGGUGAGUCCUUUUUCCUAGUUCGCUGGAAGGGCUACGGUAAGGAUGAGGACAGCUGGGAGCCGGAGGCGGAAUUGAACUGCGAUGACUUGAUAGAGGAAUACCGCAAGGGAAACCCAAAAAAGAACACCAACGACAAAAAAACGACGACCAAAGGCGUUGGACGUGGCCGCAAAUCGGCAGCCAGCAAACAGUUAUCCAAGCAGGAGACCGAUCCGGAAAAGGAAUGGGCCGUUGAACGCAUCGUCGACUUUAUAGAAGACGACGAGCAUGGCGGAUUAUAUCGCAUACGCUGGAAGGGCUUUGGGGCUAAGGAUGACACAUGGGAGCCCGAAUCGAAUUUGUCGUGCGAGGGUCUAAUUGAGAAAUUCAAAAAGAGUCUGGAGCAGCAGGGCAAUGUCGAUAUGAAGCAUUUGCGUGAGUCUCCCAAGAAGACAAAGCGUCUGGUCAACGAGACAAUUCCACGUUCCAAUCUACACAAUCGCAUCGAGCGCUCAUCGAAACGCUCUGCGGCAAAGAAUCGCGUUUUCUAUGGCGAAGAGUGAAAUGGAAGAAACUCACACGUCGACAAGAAAAUCGCAUGAUUUGAAAUAUCGUUUACGAUUUUUUCCUAAACAUGUUAGGAUUAGGAUUGACAUAAUUGUGUGCUGCAUUGAGACGGAAAAAGCAACACACAAACACACACAUACACAACACACACAUAUGGAGUAGUUCUUUAAAUUGUAUACUUAGCAAUCAAUAAGUAUUUCCCCGAAUUAAUCUUAGAUAUUAAGCAAAUGAAAUCAUCUCUUUAAAAUUAG
This is a messenger RNA of Drosophila sulfurigaster albostrigata, 1498 nucleotides long. Its product is annotated as heterochromatin protein 1. Gene Ontology annotation, cellular component: pericentric heterochromatin. Gene Ontology annotation, molecular function: chromatin binding. The record is from RefSeq and is a predicted model, not a curated record. Lineage: Eukaryota; Metazoa; Arthropoda; Insecta; Diptera; Drosophilidae. Gene Ontology annotation, biological process: negative regulation of transcription by RNA polymerase II; chromatin organization. The transcript is spliced from 4 exons. The coding region runs from base 164 to 1243 and encodes 359 amino acids.